UAUUCUUUAUCUGUCGUAAACAAAAACAGCUUUUUGUCGAGAACUAUGUAAGAUGUAGGCUAAUGCAUGAAAACAUCUAAAUGUGUGUCCUGUCAUUCAGUGUUUCUCCGGAUUGAGAGAAUGGACCGCUUAACUGUGCCUAUAACAGUCUAAAUAAAUCAGUCAGUGCUGGCCUCGAUUCUCUAUCGACCCAAAUAAAAGGAUUGGGCUCAAAUAAUUGGCAGGUCGAUGCAUUGGCAGCUUCUCUCACUGUCUCCCACUUGGCAUGCUGACAGUCAUAAACAGUCCCACAGUGCACGCGUUUUGUUCCUGCCUGUUGGAAACUGCUCAAUGCGCUGACAAUAGACUCUCUUUGAAUCAUCGGUCCGUUUAAAGGCGCGCGCGUGCUUGUGUACAUGCUGCUCAGGACAGUCACAGUGUUAUCUCUCUCCGGUCCGCUCUGACGUAAGCGACUGUCAUUUAAAACAUUCUGCCGGUCGCUGUACGUUGCGCUGAACCAGAUGAAUGAAAUUCCCGGAAUGCAUACUAUGCUAGCCACCUGCCUGUUAGUCGCUGCUGUUUCAUACUGGUACAGCAGCGAGCUUCUGACAACGCUCCGUCUGUUUAUUUCAGUCUCAGCUCUCUGCGGGGACAUGCCGGAACCCGAGGGGAAUCGUCUGUCACCACAAGGUGUCCCUUACACCGACCUGCCGCACAUCGUUAACGUCGACGGACUGCACCUGUUCUGCCGUUACUGGGAGCCCGACAGUCAGCCAAAGGCGCUGGUGUUUGUUGCCCAUGGAGCAGGAGAGCACUGUGGGGGUUAUGCUGACAUUGCUCACAGCCUGACCCAGCAUGGUAUUCUGGUGUUCGCCCACGAUCACGUUGGUCAUGGCCAGAGUGAAGGUGAGAGGAUGGCUAUCAAAAACUUUCAGAUUUACAUCAGAGAUGUCCUCCAGCACAUUGACAUCAUGAAGGGCCAGUACCCCAAUCUGCCAGUGUUCAUCAUCGGACACUCAAUGGGAGGGGGCAUUUCCAUUCUGACCGCAUGUGAGAGGCCGCAGGAUUUUGCAGGUGUGGUUCUCAUAGCCCCCAUGGUCCAAAUGAAUGCUGAAUCUGCAACACCUUUCAAGGUUUUCCUGGCAAAAAUUCUAAACCGCUUGACUCCCAAUCUCUCUCUUGGUUCAAUCGAAUCAAAAUGGAUCUCACGGGAUCCCAAACAGGUGGAGGCAUAUGACACAGAUAAACUAAAUUAUCACGGAGGGCUGCGUGUCUCGUUCGGAGUGCAGCUGAUGGAUGCGGCAGCUCGCAUCAAGAGAGAGUUACCCAACAUUACAUGGCCCUUCUUUAUUCUCCAUGGCGACGCCGACAAGCUUUGUGACAUCGGAGGCUCUCAUCUAAUGUAUAAUGAGACCAAGAGUAGUGAUAAAAAACUGAAGGUGUAUGAAAAAGCUUACCAUGCCCUACAUCAUGACUUACCUGAAACAGUUGAGUCUGUCUUAAAGGAGGUGAGCACUUGGAUCCUGGAGAGACUCCCCAGCCCUCAUGAGUCUUAGCUGUCAAUCACCGCAUACACAGUUGCCUAAGCCCUGCCCUCUACCCAAUCUUUCAUCUCUAUGACAAAGAGAUGUCUGACUGCACUACAUGCCAACAAAACUACCCUCAAUCUAAUUUACCUAGGCGAUAAGAGGUCACUAGUAAGUGACCUUUGACCUAGAGGUCCAAUUAAGCUUUAAUAUGCCCAGUAAGUGUUCUGUGGGAGUUUAUAUUCCCUGAAAAGCAAUCAUCAUGAGAAAUAUAAUGCAACCGGUUGCCCUGGUGCUGAGCUCUCUUUUGUGUUGCCAUGGUAAUUGAAUGUAGCUGCAAUUUGUUCUUUGUGAUGUCCACUGCUCAUAAGAGAUGCAGUGCUGCCCCCGCUGGACAAAAGCAGUACUGCAUUCUGCUGUCAGCUCAGUUGCCAAGGCAACUCAACAUUAUAUUGCUUAUGGCCUGGCAGAAAAACAAACUGAAACUACACAAUGAAAAUACAUUUACAUUUAGCAGACGCUUUUAUCCAAAGCGACUUAUAAAUGAGGACAAUGGAAGCAAUCAAAAUCAACAAGAGAGCAAUGAUAUGCAAGCUUUAAGACAUUCAGAGAGCAAAAUGUCUGCUUGGCAAAUUUAACAUUGCACUUGAAGAGAUCAAUUAGACGAUCUCUACAGACACAUCUAUGCAGGAGAUCCCACAGAUUCCCAUAUAUACACUAUAUAUACCCACAAUAAGGAGAACUGGAAAGGUUUUUUUUGUCUGUUAGAAAUUUCCUUUUGUGGUUUGACUGUUUCAAACACCUCGGACUGUUCCAUUCUUUGGAGUAAACAGGGAAGUGGCUGUUCUGCGGCUGGAUUUACUUAAUGAAACCUAUUUACAGCUGAUACUUUAUUAUGGGCUCUGGAAUUUUAAUAUCGUAUUCUUUUAUUUUUACAAGCAUUUCGUUACUUUGACUACUUUAUUAAUAAUAAAUAUGUUACUGUUGAAAUUAUAAUAUGUUCACAGUAGCUUUUGACCUCAUUGUGACCUCAGGGUAUGCAUGGGGUUUGUAGCUCUAAAACAACAUGAAAUUGUAAAAGGUCAGUCAUUCACACCAGCUUAAUAUUUAAUGUGACUCUUUUGAUUCAGACAAAGGAGAGUUUUGUUACAGAGAUUCGUCUGUAAUCCUCCAAGGUUUUUUUAUGAUUGAAUAUAGGUCAGUGAAGGUUUUACUAAAUGUGCCAUAUUUUUAAUGGAAGCAACAAGCAAAAACUUUCUUUAGUUUAAUUUUAUAGACUGUCAUUGAGCUCUCGGAUUUAGAUCAGUUAGUAAUAAUACUGCUAUCUGUGAUGUGAGCAGAAAUGAAAUGUCCAGCACAAGAUUGUAAAUAGUGUGCAUGUUUGUUGAGAGAAUAUGUAGAGAGAAACUAUAGUUUGGAUGUUUGUUUCACACAUAGGCAUUUUAUUAAGUAUAUUGUCUCUCAAUCAUUUGAAAUGAAUCACUUGUAAAUGAAAUGUACUGUAUGUAACACAUCUUAUGAGAAAUUGUAGAAUAACUCAAUCUUUAUCAGCGAUAAUCCUCUGUGACUUUGACUGUUUCUGUAACUGUUAUAAAAUCUUCCUAAAGUGGAAGUACUAGGAGCACUGUGAUUGGAGGAGCGGCUAAUAUUCUCAAGGACAUUAUCUUUACAUUAGGCAAUAAUGAAUUCAUUUGGAUUAGAAUUGUCCAUUUGAGUUGCUUGCCUUUACUAUGGCAUCAAAAAUCCUCUCCUACAGUUGCACUGUCCUAGUGAAUGGCACAUUUAAUAUAUAAAAGAGUUCUGAAUUCUUGCACGAAUACUGUAAUUUAUUAAACACAGAAAUUAAAGCUAUAAUGUGAUUUAAAUAAUUCUCAGUAUGGCAAUUUUACAGUCUCUGAAUUAUAAAGUCUAUAAAAUAAUAAAAUUUAAAUGCUAAAUAA
Molecule: messenger RNA, 3445 nt
Organism: Cyprinus carpio (common carp)
Lineage: Eukaryota; Metazoa; Chordata; Actinopteri; Cypriniformes; Cyprinidae
Product: monoglyceride lipase-like
Exons: 7
Coding region: 501-1535 (344 amino acids)
Cellular component (GO): membrane
Molecular function (GO): lipase activity
Source: RefSeq, a predicted model, not a curated record